This is a messenger RNA of Cygnus atratus (black swan), 234 nucleotides long. It is a transcript of the gene APLN, whose product is annotated as apelin. Gene Ontology annotation, biological process: signal transduction. Gene Ontology annotation, molecular function: hormone activity; apelin receptor binding. The record is from RefSeq and is a predicted model, not a curated record. The transcript is spliced from 2 exons. NCBI's taxonomy places the organism in Eukaryota, Metazoa, Chordata, Aves, Anseriformes, Anatidae. Bases 1 to 234 code for a protein of 77 amino acids.
AUGGCGGAGCGGCGCUGGCUGCUGGCGCUGCUGCUGCUGCUGCUGCUGCUCUGCCUCGCCCUGGCCGCCGCCGCGGGGCCGGUGCCGGAUGGGACGGGUCCGGAGCAGGGCCGCAUCCGAACCCUGGUGCGGCCGCGGGGUGCGCGGCGCGGGGCCGGGCAGCGGGCGGGCGGGUGGCGGAGGCUCCGCCGGCCCCGGCCCCGGCUGUCCCACAAGGGCCCCAUGCCCUUCUGA